Molecule: messenger RNA, 6393 nt
Organism: Lytechinus variegatus (green sea urchin)
Lineage: Eukaryota; Metazoa; Echinodermata; Echinoidea; Temnopleuroida; Toxopneustidae
Product: anillin-like
Exons: 18
Coding region: 121-3804 (1227 amino acids)
Biological process (GO): actomyosin contractile ring assembly; mitotic cytokinesis; septin ring organization
Cellular component (GO): actomyosin contractile ring
Source: RefSeq, a predicted model, not a curated record
GUUUAUUUCAAAACAACAGUUCGCAGUUCCUGCGCUCGGUUCAUCAAAAAAACAUUGAAACGUAGACCGUUUAGAAGUUUGAGAACAUAAUUUUGCUGACUUGUGCUACUUCCAGGGAACAUGGACCCUCUGACAGAGAAAUUACUCGAAAGAGCUAGGGCAAGGCGAGAGAAUUUAGCCCGGAAGAUGGCUGAAUCUAACAUGUCUCCUCGAAAGACAACAGCUACCACGGCACCAUCUCGGGUGCCCCUGAGGGAAAAUCAGCUGCACAAUUUAGAACCAAGAGGUUCACCAGUGAAGGCGAGAAGCGAAGAGCUUGCACUAAAACCAGACACACCGGCAAUUCCUUCUGUCAAGAGCAGAUUACAUCGCUUGGCUGAACAAAGACAAGACUGGAAUGUUUCAAAUACAUGUGGAACAGAAGUGGAUAGUCCUAAGAAUGUACUCCCACCAAAACGACCAGACUUUGAGGAAGAGGAGGUAGCCCCAGCCCCUAAGGCACCUGUUUCACGUCGAUCCAGAUUCGCCGCUCUUGCUGCCAAUAUUAACAGUUGGGAAGAUGACACAAACCACCCUAGACACGAUUUUCCAAAGGAGAAGCCAGCCACUCGCAAAUGGCAACCGCCGAAGAGACAAGAGCCAGUUGAAGAACCUACUCCAGUCCCAGCCAAACGCUCUGCCCCCACCACCUUUUCCCAAACAAGCUCUGCUGAGAUAUCAGCCCCCUCUACACAGCCCUCUCCUCCAAAACGCACUAAAUACGAAGAGGAGAGCACGCUCCAAAGAGAGCCAAGCGGCAAAGGUAAGGCCCAAUUCAAAAGCAUUCCAUAUGACUGGCACUCCUCUACCAGGAGUGGCCAGAAAACUCACUCCACCUCCAUCACUAAGUGUCCAUCUAAGAUAGUGCAUGGUACUAGUAGUCAAGACACCUCAUCUAAAUUAUCAUCCUCCUCAUUCAAAACCGUAAUAACCGUGCAGUCCAGCAAGAACAGUCCCAUCAAGAGACCUAAAUCUCCCCUCUCUGGUCGCCUAUUUGUUGCAGUGGGCACCAGGAAACAGUCUUCAUCCUCUGACGAAUCAGACAGCUCCUCGGAACAGCCAGUGCCUGCUCCUCGAGCCGCCAAAACCGAUGGGCCAGCCGCUAAAAGUCCUGUGAAGACACACGUCACAACUGCCACACCAGUGAAACGCCCCAUACUGCAGUCCUGCACACCAGCGACCCCUAAAAUUGAAUCGCCCCGUAAGCAGGCGAGCAUUACAGUAUCCCCCAAGAAAGCUGUCACAAAAGUCGCAUCCUCCCCACUAAAACACAACUCCCCCAUCAAGAAAUCCCCUGUCAAACAGCAAGCUAUCAGGUCUUCACCUGUCAAACAGGUCAACAAUGCAAGAAACACUCCCCUUGCCAAGAGAGGGGCAACAUCACAGAAGUUUGCACAAGCGAGGGCGCUGCUGGAGCAGGGCUGUGGUGGGGGCGGGGCAGCAUCCAGGCAGAGUCCUGUCAAGACCACUCCGAGGGUUGGAGCCAUGGCUCAGCGAAUCCAGGAACGACUGAAGGCAGACCAGAGCAACUGGCAGAAAAAUGCUAUCAACAAGAAAGUACAGGAGGAAAGACAGAAAGAAAUGGCCCUCAUUAAAGCACGUUGGGAAGGACAAGUAGGAGGAAGUAGUGGAACAAAGGAAGAGGUCAAAUCCACACCAGUCCAAGAAGAGGAAGCCAUUGAUACUGAAGAGGAAGAGGAGAUGCCCCAAGACGUAGAGACGGAAGAAGAGAUGGAUACAGAGUCUUGUGCUGAUGCUGAUGUGAGUGAGUCUAACGCAGAGGACGACUACAACACUGAAGAAGAUGAGAUCAUUCCUACCCACACUGAAGGACAAUCUAAUCAAACUGGUAUUGUUCAAAUCACAAUGGAAAGAUCGGCUGCUCCCUCCAACGACCGUCUAGAUAUCAUUGAUGAUAAGACCACUCAGAAUGCUGACGAGAGUGAAGUCAACAUCAGUGAUGUCCUUGGAGACAUCGAUGAACUCAUCGUAGAGGCCGAGCAAGCUAUGAAGGAAGAAGAGAAGGCUAAGGCCGAGAAGAGACGAGAUGUUGAGGAACCUACGCAAGCUACAACAUCCAAGGCAGAUUUAUCUGGAUGGGAUUAUAACAUUGACAAUAUGGAGCCAAUUUAUGCAAACAUAUCAGAAGUUACCAACUCAGCCUCCUCGUCAUCACAGGAUGAGGGAAACCCUGUCCCUGCUCCUAGAACCAGACGCAGGAGCUCCAGUGUGGGCUCCGUCGAUUCCUGCAUCUCAACUGCAUCCUCCCUGGCCCCGAUCAGCCUUGAGAGCUACCGGUCCCAACAGCAACAGAAGACCCUGAGCCCGACCACCGUCACCCACCGCACCGUGACCAGGGAGACCGCCUCCAGGACGGUCAUCCGGGAACCUUCCUCGGCCUCGCGACCAAGGUCCUCGUCCACGUCAUCGGCGAUGUCGUCGGCCCCUUCAUCUAGGGGUAAUGACAGAAGGCAUCCCCAGCAGCAGGGUAGGCAUCAGAAUGAUCAGAAGAGAUUGGUGGCCAAGAAAAUGAGCACCAAGGAGAGGAUACAGAGGUUAAUGGAAGAGGUAUCAGCCCAACAGAGUAUCAUCCAUCAGACCAGCCAGGCAUUGGAACUCAUUGCUGCUACAGAGGAAUAUCACGGCACCAAGGAGGAGAUAGAGGCAGAGAGACUACUUGUCGUUACCACCCAGCGCCGCCAGGCCUGCCUGUCAGAGAUCCAGUACUUGAAGAACCCUGUAACCGUCCCUAAGACCAUCAUGACUGAAGAUGGAGAGGAGAUCGUACCGUGCAGGGGAUCAGUCACUAUCAAAGACAUCAGAUUACCACUCAAGACUCAGUACCUCAUGGCUUUAGACUCGGGCAGAGAUCAAAUUCACCACAGUUUCUUUGUGAUAGUGAGAUGUCAGGAGCAUGUGAUUGCCACUCAGAUCCUAUCUACUAGGGAGAUCAGUGGGGACUGUCUUCAUUUUACAAACCUAGUCUGCCUGAAUGAUCUUGGUAGUGAUUUCACCAUUGAGCUACUUGUGUAUGAAAUGAGAGGAAGAUGUGCUACCCUCGACGCAGUUCAGAGCAAGAAAGCCGCUACCAUGAAACACGGAUGGAGCCUCACUCCGAAGAAAUUCAAGGGAGCAUCCAAUUUCAGGCAAGGCGGCCGUUACCCACAAUCCCCCGGUCCAUCAGGCCAGAGUACAGUACGACAGAACAGCUUCGCCAUGGUGGGCUCCGCUAGGCUAAGCCUAGCCAGCUGUCAGCUCAAGAAAUGCACUCUCACAAAGGUUCCCUUCCUGUCACCCCUUGAGGGCGCCAUUCACCUGACCAUGUCGUGCCACACAGACAGCCAGACCCAUGCGGAGGGUUUCCUGACAAUGUUUGAUGACUGCAGCGGACUGGGUAUGUGGCACAGGAGAUGGUGCGUCCUGCACGGAGGAAACCUCUCGUUCUGGAAGUAUCCUGGUGAUGAAAAGAAGAAGCCACCCAUUGGUACGAUUGACCUGAAGUCGUGUAUCACGAGGGAAGUGAAGCUGAUUUCUAGAAUACACUGCGCCCGACCCAACACCUUUGAGCUCCAGACGAGCCGACCUUCUAGCAAGGCGGAUAGGGAUACCCUGGUCUCCAAAAACACCAACUCAUACACCGUCACAAAGCAUCUCCUAUCAGCAGACACCAAAGAAGAUCGGGUGGAAUGGACAACCUCCCUCAACAAGACUCUCCUGGAGCUGAGGUUGUGGUGCAAGGAUGCUGUCAGGCCAAGCCAUGAAUGAAAAACCCAAUCUCAUCACAGAUGACCUGGACAUGAGGUUGAGGUAGUGUUAUACCAAAGCUGUGAAUGAGGCCAGCCUAAGAUCUGUCAUUUAUCAUGAGCAUUUCAUUACAAAAGAAACAUUAGCCAAACACUUUAGACAAAAUAAUGAUGUAUAGCUCAUCACCGAAUAUCCAAAAUUCUCACAAUAGUUUUUUUUUACUAUGUACAAUGUAUGUUGUGUAAACGCUGUUUAUUUAUUGCAUUUGGGCUUUGACAUUUUUAUUUGAUGAUAUGCAGGGCAAGUUUAUUAAGUGGGUAGGAGCACCAUAAGGAAAGCUAUGUGUAGUAUGGAUUUUUGUUUUUCAUGUGGAACCUUAGUAUGACAAAUUAAAUGCAAGAACUCGACAAAGAGUGGAAAGGUACUCAACUCCCUAUUCAGGUAUUAAAAUGUAACAGCCAAGUAUUUCUAGUGCGUUUAUGACUUUUGGGGCCAAUUAUACUAGAAAACUAAUAAGGUCACAAGGACAUUUCUUCACAUCAUUGACAAAUUGAUUUUUCCAUGUAUUUUCCUGCUAUUGAUUAGCUAUAUUUUCAAGGUUAGUUUAGGUCUAGUAUAAUGAUCUUAUCUAUUCUUUCAUUUUUUUGAUGGAGGCAAGGCUAAUUUAUGUACAAAGUAUCUCCUGCGCUCAUGUAUCAUCAAAGCAGGUAUGUAAUGAAGCAGUAUUUAUUGGGUAUUCUUAUUAGUUGCUUUUCUUGCUUCUUUGAUUGAAAUUAGAUUACAUGAUAUUACUUGCCUUGUAGUAGCAAUCUAGUUGAGUAGAUGGUACGAACUGCUUUACUGGUAUUUAGAAAUUAUAUAUAUAUUGACAAUUGAUAUGGAGAUGUAUAAAACAAAAAGCAAAUGAUUCCUGUUUUAGCAAAUAGUGUUCUUAGCCCAAAUUCAAGGAUUAUUAUAGUGUAAGUAUUUAUCUAAGUUUGGUCCUGGCUUACGUUAGAUUCAGCAUAGACAGAAAUUCCUCGUCAGUUUAGGGUCAAUAGUUUGCUAGUAUUUGGAAAAUGUACUUAUGACAAAGGGAUUAUAAAUUUAAGUGAUUGGUGGGAGCUUAAAAUAUUUAUUAGAACCAACAUUUUAAUCAUUGUAUAUUCCUUUUACCUUCAAUUAGCGACUUGUGCUAUAUUUUACACAUACUACACAGGAAGAAUUAUACUGUGAACAUAGAAAAGCACCAAGAGCGCAGAUUUGUAAUUGAGAGCACCAUCUAGGAAUUGUUGUUAGGAUCACAGAAAAGGAUUAUUCAGUGGACAAUAGUGAGGUGUUGGUAUUAAGUGCGAAUCAGCCUGCUGACCUGGGGCCCGUUGCAGAAAGAGUUGCGUUUAAACGCAAGCCAAAAAAUCAAUUGCAAGUCCCAAAUGCACGCUUUUGAUUGGUUGAAAAUCAAGUUACGAAUGAUUUUUAGAGUUGCGUUGAUUGCAACUCUUUCUGCAACGGGCCCCUGAGCUCCAACACCAGCUGGAUGUAGAGAAACAUUGGGCACCAAUUGCAUUACUGAAAGCUUAUCACCACGAAAUGUCUACACCGACACCAGCUUUUCAAACACUGAUGCUGGUAUCACCCAGUACUUUGAAAGAUAAAGAUUUUAGUUUUUGGACUGGACCCUUUGGAAUGGUGCAAUAGGGAGGAGGCAGGAUGGAGUCUAGUUGGGUUUGAAACGGAAGUGAAGCUAGUUCCAAGUAUCAAUUUCAUGAACUUGUUAACAUGUAAUGUGUACAUUCUCUGUUAUUAAGUAUGAUUUUGUAAUUCAAUUCAAAUAAUUUUUGUUAAUAUUGUUUGUACAUAGGAAUAUAUAUUUUAAUCAAGUUUGUGUAUCUUUGGAUGAAAAGGAAAUGUGGGUAGGUUAGGGUGAUUAUGCGAUCGGGCUCAUCCUAUUGUACAUUUUGCGAGUGUGAAACAGGUGAAGAUGAGAUAUGUAACUGGAGAUGAAAUUAUUUGUGCUGUAAGAUAAUAAUUGAUAACAAGUGGAGUGCCUCUGGCAUACUCUACUGCAUUGUACCAUUCAAUGUGGCUGCAGUUUUUACUUUAAAAGCAACUUCAUGUAAUAUGAAUAAUUCUUCGAGAAACCAAAUUAAUUUCAUAAUAAAUUCCUGAUUUCCGAAUGCCUGUUUACCAUUAUAUCCAUGUUUAACAUACUGGAUGAUAAUUUCAAAAUCUUAACCUUGGUUACUUAUUUGAUGUUGACACUAAAUGAACUUGAUCAUGUGACCUGCAACUUAUGCUGCAUGAUCAGUGAUGUCCAAGUUUUAUGAGACAGGACCACUUAUUUCAAUGUUGUCAUUUCAAUGUUGUCGCCACCGUCUGAAAACCGGCCCAUUUAAAUCUUGCUCUGUUAUGCAGGCCAGACAAUAACCAGAGGAAAUAUUUGAUGUUUCAAUGUCAUUAAAUGCACAUUUCUGCUAUUUUGCAUUGCAUAAUGCAGUUAAGACUAGUCCAGAGGUGUUCCACUUGUGUGUUGAAUCAUUUACUAUCAAAUAUGUGACUUAAAUAUAUUACUCAUGAGCCCCCUUUUUAUGUGUUUUAUGAUGACUAAUGUGUAGCUCCAAAUAAUUUUUC